GCUGAUCCCAUCCCCAUCCCCUCAUCUCCAUCUCCACUUAAUUAUAAUCAAUCAAUCAAUCUUCUCGGAACCAACUUCCAUCACAUAUCAUAUCAUAUCCUCCUCACUCCUUCUAAGCUCCUCCUCAGUCCUCGGUCCUCCCACAUUGUCUCCCGCUUCUUAUAUAUAACGGCCAAAUGUACAGUUACACUAGCUAGCUUGUAGAAGUAAUAUACUAUAUACGUUCACUUGUUAACUAGUAGUAUAUACAAGUCACAAACACCUGCACACCUGCUUUGAUCGCCAUGCUCCAGACCACCGUCUUUUUUCCGUCUUCCAGAGCCCUUCCACUCAACAUCAACCACAGGAUCAUCUUCUCACGCGGACGGGGAUGUGGAUGGGGACGGGGGUCUGUGCGUCCUAACAGCAGCACUAGUGGAAGUAGUAACACUGCAUCCCCAUGGAGUACAAAACCUGUCUUUGAAGAUGGUAUUCUCAGUGUCGAUGGUAACGAUGUGUUGACACACGUGCCUGACAAUGUGGUCGUCACACCAUUGACCGACUCAUCCGCAUUCGUCGGUGCCACUUCUCAAACUGCUUCUUCACGUCAUGUUUUUAAGCUUGGACUCGUACGGGAUGUCAGAUUGCUUAGUCUUUUUAGAUUUAAACUUUGGUGGAUGAUACCAAGAGUGGGCAAUACAGGAAGUGACAUCCCAGUUGAAACUCAGAUGUUGCUCCUGCAAGCAAAGUCAGCCGAAGAAGCUACUCCUCCUAAUUAUAUCUUAUUCUUGCCAGUUCUAGAUGGUGAAUUUAGAAGCAGCUUGCAGGGGAAUUCAUCGAAUGAACUUGAGUUUUGUGUCGAAAGUGGUGACCCAGCUAUCGUUACCUCCCAAUCCCCAAAAGCAGUUUUUGUGAAUUGCGGGAACCAUCCUUUCGAUCUGAUGAAGGAAUCUAUGAAGAUUUUGGAGAAGCAUUUUGGAACUUUCUCUCUUAGAGAAUCCAAACAGAUGCCUGGAAUGCUAGAUUGCUUUGGCUGGUGUACCUGGGAUGCCUUUUAUCAAGGGGUUAAUCCUCAAGGAAUCAGAGAUGGCCUGAAAAGUUUAUCAGAGGGUGGUACUCCAGCGAAGUUUUUGAUAAUUGACGAUGGAUGGCAAGAUACAUCAAAUGAGUUCCAAAUAGAAGGGGAACCAUUUGUUGACGGAUCACAGUUUGGUGGUAGAUUAAAUAGCAUUCAAGAAAAUAACAAGUUUCGUAGGACAACUAAUAAAGAGGGUGAAAGUGAGACGCCAAGUAGUCUCAAGGAUUUUGUAUCUGAAAUCAAGGGGACUUUUGGUCUUAAGUACGUCUAUGUGUGGCAUGCCCUGUUGGGAUACUGGGGAGGGCUUCUUCCAAAUGCUCUUGGAACUAAAAAGUACAAUCCUGAGCUAAGAUACCCAGUGCAGUCACCUGGGAAUUUGGCAAAUAUGAGGGACUUAGCUAUGGAUUGCAUGGAGAAAUAUGGUGUUGGUACAAUAGAUCCUGCAAAGGUGUAUCAGUUUUAUGAUGAUCUACACGGUUAUCUUGUUUCACAAAACGUUGAUGGGGUUAAGGUUGAUGUUCAGAACAUACUGGAGACGAUAUCAGCUGAUUUAGGAGGGCGAGUUUCUCUGACCAGACAGUUCCAACAGGCACUGGAGAAGUCCAUAGCCACCCACUUCCAAGACAACAGCAUCAUCUGCUGCAUGGGCCAAAACACGGACUCCAUUUACCAUUCAAAAAGAAGUGCUAUUACUCGAGCAUCUGAUGAUUACUACCCGAAAAACCCAACAACACAGACACUGCACAUAGCUGCUGUGGCUUUCAACAGCAUAUUCCUUGGUGAAGUUGUUCUCCCAGAUUGGGACAUGUUCUAUAGCCGUCAUGAAGCAGCUGAGUUCCAUGCUGCUGCUAGAGCUGUGGGAGGAUGCGGAGUCUAUGUUAGUGACAAACCUGGCCAUCAUGAUUUCGAGAUACUUAAAAGGCUUGUACUUCCUGAUGGAUCAAUUCUGCGAGCUAGAUUCCCCGGGAGGCCAUCACGGGAUUGUUUAUUUGUCGACCCCGUUACAGAUGGGAAGAGCCUUCUAAAGAUAUGGAAUUUGAACAAAUACAAUGGAGUUUUAGGCAUUUUCAAUUGCCAAGGAGCAGGGAACUGGCCUUGUCUAGAACAAGUUGUUCCGGUAGAAGUUAGUGCUGAAGUGUCUGGGAAGGUGACCCCUGCAGAUAUUGAGUAUUUCGACGAGGUUUCUGGCAAGCUGUGGACAGGAGAUUGUGCGGUCUAUUCCUUCGCAAAAGGGCGUCUGUCUCGGUUACCAAAGGAUAAGUCAUUUGACGUUGCAUUAAGAGUUCUCCAAUGCGAUGUCUUUACUGUAUCUCCUAUUAAGGUUUACAAGCAAAACAUUGAAUUUGCAGCGAUUGGAUUAUUGAACAUGUACAAUUCCGGUGGAGCUGUUGAAGCAGUUGAGUGCUUUAGUCAUAACUCUAGCAGUGAAAUACACAUUAAGGGAAGAGGAGGUGGUAGCUUUGGCGCUUACUCUAGUUUAAAGCCCAAAGCUUGCUCAGUGAACUCCAAAGACGACGAGGAAUUUGAAUUUAGAGAUGAAGACGACAAUCUUUUAAAAGUAACAGUUCCUGCCACAACUAGUUGGAAAAUUGUUCUACAUUAUUGAUUCAGAUAAGUAUUUUAGUUUAGACGGAUUCAAAUUUAAUAAUCUUAGACAGUCUUAGCUUGAAUAAUAUAUUUGAAUUCGUAUUUAUGUGAAAAAAAAUAUAAAAAGUGAUACAUGAAUUCGCGUGUAUAGUCAUUUCAAAUUUAUAAUGUCGCGGGGGUGUUUUUGGUGUGUGGUCGGAAACCAUGCGACCGAGUCAUCCGUACUCCAUACCAAUAAAAAAUCCCAUACUUUGCUGCUCUAUACAGAAAGGCUGGAAGAAAUACUGUAUGAACAAAUACUAAUGGUAUAGACGUGAUUUCACAACUAUCAGAUUUUGAUUUUCCCCGGCAGACGAGAAACGCUUCCAUAUGCAAAAGCACUUUACUCUUAUGAAGAAUGAAAGGGACAGAAACUAUGGGAGAAGAUCGCGACCAUGCAUACAUUGAUAAUUGGACGUUAUUCAAAGUUUACCAUGCAUACAUUGAUAAUUGGACGUUAUUCAAAGUUUUCCAAGGCUCAAAUUUCAUCUCUAUAGUCUCUAGGUAUAGGUACUAGGUACCGACUCCAGGACUCGGUUAUUUUGAAAGACAAUCGUGUAUUGGGAAAAUUCAAAUCGAAGGUAUUAGCCACCAUCGGUUUUCAGCAUGCAACGUAUAGAAACGCCAAGAUCAGCACCAAUAAAUAACGAUGAGUAACUGUCUAUUCACAAUCUGCAGUUUCAUUCAACAAGCUAACCUUAAAUGACUAAUUUACAAUCAAAUUAGAACAUGACAAGGAAUUAUACAUGUAUUUCCAUUUUAAGACGUUUAUACAAAGAAAGGAUCCAUAAUCUUCAUAUUUAACCACACAAAAAAAAAAAAAAAAAA
Messenger RNA from Malus domestica (apple), 3511 nucleotides. Its product is annotated as probable galactinol--sucrose galactosyltransferase 2. The record is from RefSeq and is a predicted model, not a curated record. Lineage: Eukaryota; Viridiplantae; Streptophyta; Magnoliopsida; Rosales; Rosaceae.